AUGUCUGAGCCUCCCGCGUUGCAGAUCCGCUAGGCGAAUGCGCACCUGGCGGCAGUGCACCGGCGCGCGGCGGAGCUGGAGACUCGGCUGCUGGCGGCGGAGCGCAAGAUGCGCGUGCAGGCCGAGCGCCUGGCCCACCAGGAUCAGCAGCUGCGCGCAGCCCUGGACGAACUGAGCCGUGAAAAGGACCGGGAGAUUUCGGCUCUUCAGGAGCGGCUGCUGAGCUCUGAGGCAGCCAUGCUUAGCCUACAGGCCGCUGUGGACCAGAGGGACCAGUGCAUCCAGCAGCUGCAGCCACGGGCUAAGCUCCUCCAGGACAUCUGUCGGCGGAGGCAGCCCCUGGCUGCCCUGCUGGCUGCCUUAGAGGAGGCAGAGCACCUGGGGCCCUUGUCUAACAGUGACCUGGGCCAGCCGCUUCCUGAUGGGCCUGGCCUACCCAUGGCCAACAGCACUGGGGAGGAAGAGGGCCAGGACCACCUCCAGCCUGCCGUGUUUGGAACCACAGUGUGACCUGCACUGGAAGAUUCCAGAAGGCCAAGAUCUCACUUAGUUUAUCCCAGACAAGUUUAAAAAACAAAAAACAAAAAACAAGGGCUGGUACUGGGGUGCUGGCCUAGUGUGCACAAAGCCCUGGGUUCCAUCCCCAACACCGAAGCAACCCAGUGUGGGGGUGCAGGCCUGUCUGACCCUGAAGCCUGUGGGAUUGUUUUGUUUUGCUUUUUUGUGUGUGACAGGGCCUCAUGUAGCCCAGGCUAGCCUUAAACUUACUAUGUGGCUGAGGAUAACUGAACUCCUGAUCCAUCCAUGACAGGCAUAUGCCACCAGGCCCUGCCUUCUUUUGGUUCUUGUUUCCAUUUCGUUUUUUUUUUUUUUUUUUUCUGAGAGAGGGUUGCACUCUGUAGCCUAGGCUAGCCUAGAACUCACUGUCCUCCCGCUUCAGCCUUCUGGGUGCUGUGACAUGCCCAGCUGAUUUGAGUUUUUCUCCCAUUUUUUUUGUUAACCCCUUUGACCUGAUUCUUAUGCCUCUGGAACCUCAUCCCAGGGAUAAAGCCCUUCCCUCUCCUGUGUGCUCUGUUGCCUCUAUGUAAGAACACAUAUUGUUAACCCUCAGGGAAAAACAGGCAGGUUCAGGCAGAACAACCAGGCUGCCCUGCACACAUUUGCUCAUAGCCAUUUCCUUCCUCGUGGUGCCCGCCUUUGUGCUGUUUCCUCUACCUUGAAUCCUUUUCCUAUUUCCAGUCCUCCCUUGACACUCAGGCUUUGCUUUAAUAGCAUCUUCCCAGAGAGGCCUUCUCUGACCUAAUUCCUCCCAUCUGGUCCCUGCCCUCCACUGUGGUAGGGUCUCCCUGUAGUGCCAGUUAGCCUGGAACUUGCUAUGUAGACCAGGCUGGCCUCAAUCUUACAGAGAUCUGCCUGCCUCUGCCUGGGAUUAAAGGCAGGCACCACCAUUCCCAGCCUUGUUUUUUUGAGGCACCCUCUCACAUAGCCUAGACUAGCUUUUGUGAUCCUCCUGCCUCAGCCUCUCCAGUGCUGACCUAUAUGCACCACCAUGCCAGGAUCCAGUGUUUUCUCUGACUACCUUAUUAGUGGGAAUUUUGUCUUGGCCUUGUCACCGGUGUCUGACACACCCUGGGACCCUGGAAGCCAGCCAGGGGCCUCUGGCACAAGUAGGCCCAAUACCUGGGGAUACCUGUUUGGUCAGUUUCCUUUUCAUAACCCAAGAGAAUCUAUUUUGUAAAAUCCUGGUUUCUAUGCCGUCAAAGGCACUUUAUUUCUGUUAGAGGAGCUAGAGGGGUCCCUGUGCCCUCCUGUACCCCACCUGCUCAGUAUCUAUGGGGUUUGCUGGUCUCCAGUGCAGGAAUUCUUUUUAGAGCCACACAGGGGGAAGGCUAGGGCUGUUUGAGCCAGAAAGGACCCCCGGAUGUCCACAGCCCUCUGGAUGUUAGUGUCAAACGAAAACCUUCAACCCAUGGACGGAGGCCCCAUUUUGUCCUCCCACUGGGUGACUAGGGUAGAACUGUUUGUACAAGGGGGAAAGGCAACAGGUUGGGUGUCAGAAAUAAACCAGAUGAUUGCUCCA
Nannospalax galili (Upper Galilee mountains blind mole rat) is the source of this 2080-nucleotide messenger RNA. It is a transcript of the gene Vmac, whose product is annotated as vimentin type intermediate filament associated coiled-coil protein. The transcript is spliced from 2 exons. The record is from RefSeq and is a predicted model, not a curated record. NCBI's taxonomy places the organism in Eukaryota, Metazoa, Chordata, Mammalia, Rodentia, Spalacidae.